Molecule: messenger RNA, 639 nt
Organism: Nezara viridula (southern green stink bug)
Lineage: Eukaryota; Metazoa; Arthropoda; Insecta; Hemiptera; Pentatomidae
Source: the annotation of a GenBank genome assembly
AUGGCUAAUAUUCGAAACCUCGCCAGCGAACAAUGGGCAACAUCAGAUAGCUCCACGUCCUCCAUCUUAAUUCCCUACCUCGCUGGAGUCAAUCAUAUCCUGCCUGCUAGUUACCUCCCAUUGACAAGACCAACUAGUCAUGGUGACGGAAGUCGAAGAGACAGGAGUACUAAAAGAGACACCGACAGAAGUGAAAUAGAAGAAAGGGAUAUGAGAAAGAUAUUGAAAUGUAAGAGCUAUUGGAUGGAUGUGAAAACGACUGCUAGGGCCCCCGACGCCCGAAAUGGAUUUACACCCUUUGAGAGGGAAUCGUCUCAAAUACGUCACUCUUUUAUCCGAAACCCCAACACACUUCCCAUGGGACAUUCGUAUUCAUCGAAUCCUGUCCUCCCAUCGCCUUCCCUCCUCCUUCUCCUCCUCCUUCGCCCCUCCUUCCUCUCCUUCCUUGAUAGGGCUAACCGCGCUGGAUUUUGGUCAUAUCAACUGCUUCCAUAUUUCAAGAAUAGAAUCGCUCGUCUUGAAACUGUGUUAAGAAAGGCAGAACCUGAAGGAGGAAUACUGAAGAAGACGAGGUAUAUAAAUAAAGAUAUCGAAAGAAGAAGCAAUCGGAAGGCCUGCAUGGCAAUCUGGCUCAGAUGA